AUGGUCGGUCUCGGUCCUCGCAGACCCCCAUCCAGAAAGGGUUCCAUGGCCGAUGUGCCCAAGGAUCUCCUUGCCCAGAUCAAGCACCUUGAGGAGAUCUUCACUGUUCCUAAGGAGACUCUCGACAAGAUAGUAACAAAGUUUGUCAAGGAGCUCGAGAAGGGUCUUGCUAAGGAGGGCUCUACAAUCGGAGACAUCACUGACAUCCGACAGCCCAUGAAUCCGACCUGGUGUAUGGGCUUCCCCACUGGUCACGAGACCGGUACCUUCCUCGCUCUCGACAUGGGAGGCACCAACCUCCGUGUCUGUGAGAUCCACCUGCCCGAGGAAAAGGGAGAGUUCGACAUCAUCCAGUCCAAGUACCGCAUGCCUGAGGAGCUCAAGACCGGCACUGCUGAUGAGCUCUGGGGAUACAUCGCCGACUGUCUGCAGCAGUUCAUCGAGUACCACCACGAGGGUGAAAAGCUCGACAAGCUUCCCCUUGGUUUCACCUUCUCGUACCCCGCCACCCAGCACUACAUCGACCACGGUAUCCUGCAAAGAUGGACCAAGGGCUUUGACAUUGACGGUGUUGAGGGCGAGGAUGUUGUCCCUCCCUUCGAGAAGGCUUUGGCCGAGCGUGGUGUCCCAAUCAAGCUGACCGCUCUGAUCAACGACACUACUGGUACUCUCAUCGCCUCUGCCUACACCGACACCGAGAUGAAGAUCGGAUGUAUUUUCGGUACCGGAUGUAACGCUGCUUACAUGGAGAACUGCGGUUCCAUCCCCAAGCUCGCUCACAUGAACCUCGACCCUGAGCUUCCCAUCGCCAUCAACUGCGAGUACGGCGCUUUCGACAACGAGCACGAGGUCCUUCCCCUCACCAAGUACGACCACCAGAUCGACGAGGAGUCACCUCGUCCUGGUCAGCAGGCCUUUGAAAAGAUGAUUGCUGGUCUCUACCUCGGCGAGAUCUUCCGUCUUGUUCUGCUUGACAUGCACGAUGGCAAGCACAUGUUCGAGGGCCAGAGCGUCGACAAGCUCAAGAAGCCUUACAACAUCGAUGCUUCUAUUCUUGCCGCUAUUGAGGAGGACCCCUUCGAGAACUUGUCCGAGACUGCCGAGCUGAUGCGCGUCCAAUUCGAUCUUCAAUGCAACAAGCCUGAGCUGGAGUUGGUUCGCCGCCUGGCCGAGCUCAUCGGUACCCGUGCCGCUCGUCUGUCCGCCUGUGGUGUCGCUGCUAUCUGCAAGAAGAAGGGUUACAAGACUGCUCACGUUGGUGCCGACGGUUCGGUGUUUAACAAGUACCCCCACUUCAAGGCCCGUGGUGCCCAAGCCCUGCGCGAGAUGCUCGACUGGCCCGAGAAGAAGAACAAGCGUGAUGCCGACCCCGUCGAAAUCAUGACUGCCGAGGAUGGUAGCGGUGUUGGUGCCGCCCUGAUUGCUGCCCUUACGCUCAAGAGAGUCAAGGAGGGUCAGCUCGCCGGUAUCAAGGAUGCCAAGUCCAUGCUCAACUUCUAAGCGUUCUGUUUCAUGAUUGAAAGCGAAUCUCUAGAUGGGGUUUCUUUUGGCGUGGAGGAGUUUGCGGACACCGGCGUAUCAUGAGGGUUGAUGACGAGAGGGAAGUGGAUUGAGAAAGAUGCUUCCCCUACUAUAGCUAAUGGCUAUGCUUGCACAAAACGAAAUGAACAUCUUAACGACAACU
Messenger RNA from Aureobasidium subglaciale EXF-2481, 1684 nucleotides. RefSeq lists its product as uncharacterized. Gene Ontology annotation, biological process: intracellular glucose homeostasis; glycolytic process; glucose 6-phosphate metabolic process. The coding region runs from base 1 to 1500 and encodes 499 amino acids. Lineage: Eukaryota; Fungi; Ascomycota; Dothideomycetes; Dothideales; Saccotheciaceae. Gene Ontology annotation, molecular function: mannokinase activity; D-glucose binding; ATP binding. Gene Ontology annotation, cellular component: cytosol; mitochondrion. The transcript has 4 exons. The record is from RefSeq and is a predicted model, not a curated record.